This is a messenger RNA of Cannabis sativa, 2400 nucleotides long. Its product is annotated as putative AC transposase. The coding region runs from base 1045 to 1761 and encodes 238 amino acids. NCBI's taxonomy places the organism in Eukaryota, Viridiplantae, Streptophyta, Magnoliopsida, Rosales, Cannabaceae. Gene Ontology annotation, molecular function: protein dimerization activity; DNA binding. The transcript has 3 exons. The record is from RefSeq and is a predicted model, not a curated record.
AUACACAAAAUGUUUUGUGAGGAAAGAAUGAAACUAAAGAUGGAGCUAACUAAGGAUGGACAAAGAGUAUCUUUAACCACAGAUUGUUGGACAUCCUCUACUCAAAUGUCUUACAUGUGUCUCACUGCACACUAUAUUGACAGUGAUUGGAGUUUGCAAAAAAGAAUCAUAAAUUUUUGUCAAAUUCCUAAUCAUAAGGGUGAGACAAUUGGUAAGGUGAUGGAAGCUUGUUUGCUCGGUUGGGGAAUAGAAAGGGUUUUUUCUGUGACUGUUGAUAACGCAUCAGCGAAUGAUGUGGCUAUUGCCUUUUUGAAGAGGAGGGUAAAUGCAUGGAAUGGAUCUCUUCUUGAAGGCGAGUUCAUGCAUUUUAGGUGUGGUGCUCACAUAAUAAAUUUAAUUGUGAAUGAAGGCUUAAAAGACAUGCAUGACUCCAUUGUUGCCAUUCGUAACUGUGUAAGAUAUAUUCGGUCAUCUCCGGCAAGGUUGCAAAAGUUCAAAGUGACUGCGGAAACAGUAAGAAUUGAUUACAAGGUUAGUUGCUGAUUUUUUUUUAUUAUGAGUAAUUUUAGUAUUAUUUUUAUUUGCUGAUUUUUUUUAUUAUGAGUAAUUUUAGUAUUAUUUUUAUUUGCUGAUUUUUUUUUUAUUAUGAGUAAUUUUAGUAUUAUUUUUAUUUGCUGAUUUAUUUUCUUUUUAUACAAGGGGUGGUUAAUUUUAGAUGUUCCUACAAGAUGGAACUCGACUUACAUGAUGUUAGAGGUUGCCUUAAAGUUUGAAAAAGCUUUUCCAAGGUAUGGAGAUGAUGAUGAGAAGUUUGUGAGUUACUUCAUGGAACAAGAAAAUGGAAAAAAGAGGGUUGGACCACCUACUUCUAGUGAUUGGGAGUGUGCUACGGUAUUUGUCAAAUUUCUUAAAACUUUCUAUGAAGUUACUUUAAAGUUUAGUGGUUCAUUACAUGUAACUUCUAACAACUUUUAUCAUGAGAUAUGUGAGAUACACACUCAAUUGGGAGAUUAGUGUGGUAGUAGUGACCCUUUGCUAUCUACCAUGGCUGCCAAUAUGAGAAGGAAGUAUGACAAAUAUUGGGGCAAUGCUGAAAAUAUCAAUCCUUUUUUAUUUUUGGCUAUUGUGGUUGAUCCAAGGUACAAGUUAAAGUAUUUGAAAUAUUUGUUUGAGACCAUUUACGAAGCUGAAAUUGUUGCUAAGAUCGUUGUUAAGGUGGAACAAGUCCUUCAACGUUUGUUCACUUCCUAUAAUGCGAUGAAUGGGAAUAAAGAUGAUAAGGUUUCUAAAAGUGAUUCACUAGUACCAACUUGUGAUCUCAAACAAUCCAAUAGGAGUAGACUAUUGGCAAAUUACUUACAGCAACGACAGAUGGUUGUGGAUGACCAAAUGAACGAUGUGGAGCGAUAUUUGCUUGAUGAUCCUGUCAACCCAUUGACCCCCUCAUUUGACAUUCUACUUUGGUGGAAGGAUAACUCUAGUAGGUAUAAAAUUAUGUCAUUAAUUGCUAAAGAUAUACUUGCUAUUCCUGUGUCAACUGUGGCCUCUGAGUCUGCAUUUAGUACUAGUGGACGCAUUUUAGACUCUUUUAGGAGUUCUUUGAGCCCUAAAAUGGUGGAGGCAUUAGUUUGCACUCAAAAUUGGAUGAAAGGAAAUCAUGAGGGGAUUCAAAUGAGGGAGUAUUUGGAUGAAAUUCAAGCUUAUGAUUUUCUUGAACAAGAAAAUAAAGUUGACCUCAAGGCUACAUCACCAAAACCAUAGAGUAUUAUUGACAUUGUUGAUUGAGGCCUACAUGAGAACUUAUUUUAUUUUGUUCAAGUUUGCUAUGGAUCAUUUUAGCGUUUUAAGACUUUGGAUGAUUGUAAUUUUAAUGUUUUAAGACUUUGGAUGAUUGUAAUUUUAAUGUUUUAAGACUUUGGAUGUUUGAAGACUUUGGAUGAUUGUAAUUUCUUUAACUUUGGAUGCUUAUGUUUAUGUUUGAACUUUUAUGAAAAUCUGAUUUUUUUUUUAUAUGACAUAAGGGUUGUAACCCAACCCAACCCAACCCAUAAAAGGAAAAAAUGGGUUGGGUUAGAAAAAAUUCAGGAUAUUAUUGGGUUGAAAUUUUCUGGGCCGAUGCUAUUGGGUUGGAUCAUUAAAAUAGCCUCAACCCGGCCAACCCAACCCAUGCUCAGCCCUAGCCUUCACUAUCUAUUUAUAGCAUUCCACUAGGGUUAGGUUUGAAUUAUUUGGCAUUAAAAUAAUGAAAAUAUCAAAGGGAAAACCCUAUAAAAGUGGCUGGCCAUGCAUAGUGGAUUUGGGCCUCACUUUUUGCAAUUUUGCAGUUUUAUCUUUUCUGCAUCUGAUUUUCUCAAAAACGCCAAUUUUCUAAUUCAACCAUUUAAAUGUCAAUUCUAACUA